CGUAGGCGGACAAAGGCAGCGCGCGCCGGGAGCUGUAGAGCCUGGCGGUGAUCUGGAGGAGCUUCCUUGGCCCGUGGGGUUUUCGCAGCGGGCGCCGCCGCCGCCUUCCCUUCCUCGUCCCUGAUCUCUUCUCUCAGGUCCCGGGAGUCCCCGCCCGGGGGCUGCAGCGGCUGAGAGUGCCCGAGCAGGCGGUGCGGUGACAGCAUGACGAGCGAGGUGAUCGAGGACGAGAAGCAGUUCUACUCCAAGGCCAAGACGUACUGGAAGCAGAUCCCGCCCACGGUGGACGGCAUGCUCGGGGGGUAUGGCCACAUCUCCAGCAUCGACAUCAGCAGCUCCCGGAAGUUCCUGCAGAGGUUUCUGAGGGAAGGCCCGAACAAGACAGGAACGUCCUGUGCCCUGGACUGUGGAGCCGGCAUCGGAAGGAUCACCAAGCGGCUACUCUUGCCGCUGUUCAGAGUGGUAGACAUGGUCGACAUGACGGAGGACUUUCUGCUAAAAGCCAAGACCUACCUGGGGGAGGAGGGCAAGAGGGUGAGGAACUACUACUGCUGUGCUCUCCAGGACUUCAGCCCGGAGCCGGACUCCUAUGACGUCAUCUGGAUCCAGUGGGUGAUAGGCCACCUGACGGACCAGCACCUGGCUGAAUUCCUGCGGCGCUGCAAGCAGGGCCUCCGCCCCAACGGCAUCAUCGUCAUUAAAGACAACAUGGCCCAGGAGGGCGUGAUCCUGGACGACGUGGACAGCAGCGUGUGCCGGGAUCUUGAGGUGGUCCGCAGGAUCAUCCACAGCGCAGGCCUCAGCCUCCUGGCCGAGGAGAGGCAGGAGAACCUCCCCGACGAGAUCUACCACGUCUACAGUUUUGCCCUGAGAUGAGUGGCCGGCAGGAGGAGCGGACAGAGCUGGGUGGGCAGCUGGUGGCUGGGCCGGACCUGGGCUCCAUGCUGAGUCUGGAAAUGUCCAGAGGCCAUUAAAUACACCUGUCUGCUGCCGCUACCUGGACAGACUCUUUCAGUGGGCAGAGCAGGCCCAGCACAGAGGGGUGCAGCUGGUAAGGCAGUGACAGGAGCCUGGCCUGCUCUGCGGAGGCCGGAAUGGACGGUUGAGGCUGGAGCAGCACAGCCCAUGGGCUCCCUACUCCAGAAACCGCGGUUCCCUGAGUCCCCAGCCUGGCUUGCCAACAGAGGCCUGGCUGCUGAGGACUGGAGGGUGGUCUCUGCUUAGGGGACAGAGAGGAGCCAGGCUGAUGGUACUGUGGGUGCCUGCACUCCUGGCUGGGCUAACUUGCCCCCGGUCUGUGGGACGGUGCCACUGUGGGAGUGUUCACGUGCCAGGUCUUGCUUAGUGAUGGGGUCCUGGUGUCCUUAGCAUGGUGGUCACAGCAGCCUGCAGCAAGGGAGUGCCUAGGGUUCCUCUUUUGCAGGCAUUUUCAGACGGAAAUAAAAGGGGUGAACCCCUGUACUGUGAAAGCCCCAGCUGGCCUGGACUGGUGCUGCUUUAUGGACAAGUGUCACCUUGAAAACUGUCCCCAGUUUUGUAUCUCCUGCCAGCCACCUGGCUGCUGGGAGAUCCUCCCUGUGUGGGGGUGGGACUGCUCAACAAGGACCUGCACGGCCAAGUGACUGUUUAAUGGUACACAUAAACACGGCAUCUGGUCUUGGUCCCAAAGGCCCUUACACAGUUCACAGUGACCGUGACCCAGAAACGACCUCAGGAGGGAGGGCUCAGCAUCCAGCAGCUGUCAGUUUUAGGUCUGUGGCUGCUCCCUCGGGCUCCCCCGACACAGCCCUUUGGAAGGGCCAUGCCCAGCUCUGUACUUGACUGUGUCUCAGCAUGAGGCAUGGACCCAAGGCCCUGGGUCCGGCGUGGGCAGAACAGUCAUUGGAGCACAGCCCUGGGGGUGUGGUGGGCAGAGCCACAGGGCCUGGAGCUGGGAGCUGCAUGAGCAGCCAGACUCCCGACACCAGGUGGGCCUGUGGGCACCUCGUGCCUUCUCCCCCCGCCCCGCUCACCCAGAGCUUCUGUAACAGGAUUUGGAGUGAAAGGGACAGGGCUUGGCCCUUGGCAGGGCGGCACCCACAAGACAUA
Tupaia belangeri chinensis (Chinese tree shrew) is the source of this 2088-nucleotide messenger RNA. It is a transcript of the gene NTMT1, whose product is annotated as N-terminal Xaa-Pro-Lys N-methyltransferase 1. Lineage: Eukaryota; Metazoa; Chordata; Mammalia; Scandentia; Tupaiidae. Gene Ontology annotation, molecular function: N-terminal protein N-methyltransferase activity. The record is from RefSeq and is a predicted model, not a curated record. Bases 205 to 876 code for a protein of 223 amino acids. Gene Ontology annotation, cellular component: cytoplasm. The transcript is spliced from 4 exons.